UUAAUUUGGCACUAUUUAAAUUUUUUAUAACAAAAUUUUUUUGUAAAUAUCAAUAAUUAAUUAUGGAUGAUGAAGACGAAGAAACGAAGAUUAAGUUAAACAACGAAUUGGAACAGAAAAUUUUCGAUGCUUUCGAGCUAUUUGACCACGUCGGAAACAAAACGGUCGAAUCACAGGAUAUUGGAACAAUAAUUCGUUCUUUGGGAUCUUGCCCACUAGAAUCUGAUAUAGAACAGAUGGUGUUUAAAGAUUUAGAAGACCAUAAAAACAGGGGUACGGUUCACGUUAAUAAAUUUAUACCGGUUGCUUCUAGUUUUAUCACCGCUCAUAAAUAUGAACCACCUUCCCCUGAUGCUCUCCUUGAAGCUUUCCACGUUUUGGACCCAUUAGGAAAAGGGUACAUAACUAGAGAGUAUAUUACUCAAUUAAUGACAGAAAAAGGUGAGCCAUUUAGUCAAGACGAAAUAGACGAAAUGCUUGAAGUAGCUAUUGAUCCUUCUACUCAAACAGUGCCAUACGAAUUUUACAUCAAUAAAUUGGUUUACGAACCUCCGCCUGAAGUAAGUCUAUAUGCGAUUGCUGAUGCCGUUGAAGCUGCGAAACCUAAACCUGCUAAAAAAACUUUAGCCGAAAUGAUGGCGGAAAUGCACGGACAUGACGAAGAGGACGAUUGAUUAUUAUAUUAUUUUUAAAUGUGUGCUGUGUAAAUUAACAAAAAUUAUAUUUUUAAUUAUU
This is a messenger RNA of Onthophagus taurus, 735 nucleotides long. Its product is annotated as dynein regulatory complex protein 8-like. The record is from RefSeq and is a predicted model, not a curated record. Gene Ontology annotation, molecular function: calcium ion binding. NCBI's taxonomy places the organism in Eukaryota, Metazoa, Arthropoda, Insecta, Coleoptera, Scarabaeidae.